Messenger RNA from Microtus oregoni (creeping vole), 1761 nucleotides. RefSeq names its product trehalase (gene Treh). The record is from RefSeq and is a predicted model, not a curated record. Gene Ontology annotation, biological process: trehalose catabolic process. NCBI's taxonomy places the organism in Eukaryota, Metazoa, Chordata, Mammalia, Rodentia, Cricetidae. Bases 10 to 1761 code for a protein of 583 amino acids. The transcript is spliced from 15 exons. Gene Ontology annotation, molecular function: alpha,alpha-trehalase activity.
AUACCCAGGAUGAUGUGGGAGCUGUACCUGCUGCUACUGCUGGGACUGGGACUCAGGUCCCAGGAGGCCCUGCUGCCACCCUGUGAGAGCCAGAUUUACUGCCAUGGGGAACUCCUGCACCAAGUUCAGAUGGCUAAACUCUACCUAGAUGACAAGCAGUUUGUGGAUAUGUCACUCACCGCAUCUCCAGAUGAAGUGCUGAAGAGUUUCAGACAGCUGGCCAUGACACACAACAACAGCAUCCCCAGGGAAGAGCUUCAGAAGUUUGUCCAGACUUACUUCCAGCCUGUGGGGCAGGAGCUGCAGUCCUGGAUCCCAGAGGACUGGAAAGAGAGGCCUCAGUUCCUGCAGAAGAUCUCCGAUGCCAAGCUGCGUGACUGGGCGGGGCAACUGCACCAGAUCUGGAAGAAUCUGGGAAAGAAGAUGAAACCAGAGAUUUUCAAAAACCCCGAGAGGUCCUCCCUGAUCUACUCAGAACACCCCUUCAUCGUGCCUGGAGGACGUUUUGUUGAGUUCUACUACUGGGACUCCUACUGGGUGAUGGAAGGUCUGCUUCUCUCUGAGAUGACCUCAACAGUGAAGGGCAUGCUGCAGAACUUUCUGGAUCUGGUGAAGACCUACGGACACAUCCCCAAUGGCGGACGUGUGUAUUACCUGCAACGGAGCCAGCCCCCACUCCUGACUCUCAUGAUGGAUCUGUAUGUGAAUUACACCAAGGACAUCAGCUUCCUGCAGGAGAACAUUGGAACCCUAGCCUCGGAACUGGACUUCUGGACCGUGAACAGAAGUUUGUCUGUGAGCUCAGGAGGAAAAAGCUAUAUCUUGAACCGUUACUAUGUCCCUUAUGGGGGACCCAGGCCAGAGUCCUACAGCAAGGAUGAAGAAUUGGCAAACACUGUGCAGGAAGGGGACCGAGAGACUCUGUGGUCUGAGCUCAAGGCUGGAGCUGAGUCUGGCUGGGACUUCUCUUCACGCUGGCUUGUCGGAGGCACAAACCCUGAUUUACUUAGCAGCAUCCGAACCAGCAAAAUGAUACCUGUUGACCUGAAUGCAUUCCUGUGCCAAGCAGAGGAGCUGAUGAGUAACUUCUACUCCAGGCUAGGGAAUGACGCCGAGGCCGCAAAGUACAGAAACUUGCGGUCCCAGCGCUUGGCCGCCAUGGAGGCCGUCCUGUGGGACGAGCAGAAGGGAGCCUGGUUCGACUAUGACUGGGAAAAAGAGAAGAAGAACCUGGAGUUUUAUCCCUCCAACCUCACCCCGCUCUGGACUGGCUGCUUCUCAAACCCUAGCGUCAUUGACAAGGCUCUGAAAUACUUGGAGGACAACAAUAUCUUGACCUACCAGUAUGGGAUCCCGACCUCUCUUCACAACACAGGCCAGCAAUGGGACUUCCCCAAUGCCUGGGCGCCCCUGCAGGACUUAGUCAUCAGAGGUUUGGCCAAGUCAGCGUCCCCCCGGACUCAGGAGGUGGCUUUCCAGUUGGCCCAGAACUGGAUCAGAACCAACUUCAAAGUCUACUCCCAAAAGUCAGCAAUGUAUGAGAAGUAUGACAUCACCAAUGGUGGACAGCCAGGUGGAGGAGGGGAGUAUGAAGUUCAGGAAGGAUUUGGUUGGACCAACGGACUGGCACUGACGCUUUUGGACCGCUAUGGUGACCAGCUGACCUCAGGAACCCAGCUAGCUUCCCUAGGAACCCAGCUAGCUUCCCUAGGACCCCACUGCCUCCUGGCGGCCCUUCUCAUCAGCUUUCUGCUACAGUGA